Molecule: messenger RNA, 8029 nt
Organism: Chelonia mydas (Green sea turtle)
Lineage: Eukaryota; Metazoa; Chordata; Testudines; Cheloniidae
Product: cytochrome P450 7B1
Exons: 6
Coding region: 472-1974 (500 amino acids)
Biological process (GO): cholesterol homeostasis; bile acid biosynthetic process
Molecular function (GO): steroid hydroxylase activity; iron ion binding; oxidoreductase activity, acting on paired donors, with incorporation or reduction of molecular oxygen
Source: RefSeq, a predicted model, not a curated record
GUAGUUAAAGGGGCACUACUUUUGUGGGUCAUUCUUGGAUGGGUGGAUCGUUACUAGAAGGUACAUUCCCUGCCUCAUUGACUCAUUCCCUGGGACUUUUUAGGGCAGCAACGUAUUUUUCAUCUAUUUUCCCUUCCCCGAUGAGAGGGGCCACUUCCCCCACCCCCGGGCCUGAGGAAAGCAAAGACCCUGCGCCAGGGGGCGGGCGCAAGCCCUCCUACAGGCCUGGCUGCCCGCCCGCCCGCCUCUCCUCGGGCAGCAGCUGGGACAAUCUUGGAAGGAGCGGCUCGCACAGCGGGUAGCCAAAGUUCGGCGGCGAGACGCCGAUGCCAAACCCAGCCCCUGGCCGGGGGAGGAUCGGAACGGGAGCUGCGGGCAAGGCAGGGAUUUGCAGCAACAGACAAACUUUCCCCUCCGAGGCAAGGCAGCCUUUGCAGCGGCGGCGGCGGGAAACGCGCCCGCUCCCUUAGCAUGGCCCCCUGGGAGCUGCUGCAGCUCUACACCUACGGCCUCGCCAUCGCCACGGCUCUGCUCCUCUGGGCGGCGUGCGCCUGCAGCAGGAGGAGGAGGAGGACCGGAGAACCCCCGUUAAUAAAUGGUUGGAUUCCUUUCAUUGGGAAGGCCUUAACUUUUAGGAAAGAUGUUUUCAAAUUCUUGGUGUCUCAGCAACAAAAAUUCGGAGACGUUUUCACUGUAUACGUUGUUGGUAGAUAUAUUACUUUUAUCAUGGACCCAUUCCAGUAUGUUUAUGUGAUCAGAAAUAGCAAGCAACUUGAAUUUUAUGAAUUUGCUGAUAAAAUGGCAUCAAGAACUUUUGGCUAUCCCUCUUUGUCAAAUUUCCCAAAACUAAACGAAAAUCUGCAUCGAAUUUACCAAUACCUGCAAGGCAAGCCUUUGGACAUAAUUUCUGACCACAUGAUGAAAAAUCUCCAGCAUAUAUUUGAAUGGAAAUGCUCACAAGCAACAGAUUGGAAAACAGAAAAAAUGUACAAGUUCUGCAGCUUUCUAAUGUUUGAAGCCAGUUUUAUAACACUAUAUGGAAGAGAUCCUGCUGCAGAUGGCCACAAUGUUAUUAGUGAAAUCAGAGACAAAUUUACCAAGUUUGAUGCCAACUUUCCCUAUUUAGUUGCAAACAUACCAAUUGAGUUGCUAGGAGUUACCAAGAAGGUUCGGCAGGAGCUUAUACAUCAUUUUUUACUUCGGAACAUGGCAAAAUGGAUGGGAGGGUCAGAAGUGAUCCAAGCCAGAAAAGAUAUAUUAGAGAAAUAUGAGCUGCUCCAAGAUUAUGACAAAGCAGCACAUCAUCUUGCCUUCCUGUGGGCCUCUGUGGGAAACACGAUUCCAGCUACAUUCUGGGCCAUGUAUUAUCUUCUGUGGCACCCAGAAGCUCUUGCAGUGGUGCGUGACGAAAUUGACCAUUUGCUGCAGUCAACGGGUCAAAAGAAAGGGCCUGGAUAUUGCAUCCACCUCACCAGAGAACAACUGGACAGCCUGGUCUACCUAGAGAGCGCUUUAAAUGAGAGUUUACGAAUGUGCUCAUCUUCCAUGAACAUUCGGAUCAGCCUAGAGGAUUAUAUUCUCAAGCUUGGAGGAAAUCAGGAAGUCGGUUUGAGGAAAGGAGACUGGAUAGCUCUUUAUCCUCAAAUUUUGCACAUGGACCCUGAGAUCUAUGAAGAUCCUGAGGUGUAUAAGUUUGAUCGUUAUAUAGAGAAUGGCAAGAAGAAAACCACCUUCUACAAGGGGGGAAAAAAGCUGAAAUACUUUCUGAUGCCUUUUGGCUCUGGAAUCAGCAUGUGUCCUGGCAGGUUCUUUGCAAUGAAUGAAAUGAAGCUGUUUCUGAUUUUAUUCCUGGCUUACUUUGACGUAGAACUAGUGGAAAAGAAGCCCAUAGGUCCUGACAACAGUCGUAUGGGCCUUGGUAUCCUCUUGCCAGACUCUGAUAUUGCCUUUCGUUACAAGAUAAAGUCUUUUUAGAAAAGUAAACUGCCUAUUGCAGACUUCCCACUAUUCUCACUUUUUUUGCUGUUUCCUGGCUGUGUAUUUUCUUUUUAGAGAGGUUUGUUUUUUCCUGUUCUGCUUUCAUCUCUCUCCUACUUGUGUAUGUUUAAGUGAAGAGAGAGUAAUGCUAAAUGUCUUAGGGCUGGAGGAUCACCUCCACAGACACGAGAGCAGGAGUGCCUGGAAAUUGAUAAGGGGGCAUGGAAGAAAGCAACAACUCUGAGACAUUCACCCUGCACAAUACCCUGAGCCAACAGAAGUCAUUGAUUGCCAUUCCACACUACACCCUCUCUGCUGAGGGGGAAAUAUCGUAAUCGGAGUGGCCAGUGGCUGCAUGCCUUUGUAACCCACAUUAACUCAAUGUGGGCCUCUGUCCUCCUCUAGUGGCUGGACCACAUGAGAGAUUUUUGUCCCCUCUGCUGCCCUGGUGCUCAAAUAUUUGGUCCUUUAACUCAGUUCAUAGAGGCUCAGCCUUUUAGAUGUAAAGGUCUCGGAUUCAAUCCACAGACAGUUGACCCAUCUGGACGUGUCAUUACACUUGCUCAAGGAAACCUGCUGCCCAAGGAUAAAAGGGACCUGGAGAGCAGUGUGGCGCAGAAAGGGGACUUUUUUUAUUCCCGCCAUCCCCAAGCACCUUUCCCUUCAGCACAGCAUUCACUAGAAACCGCACAAAAUCUGUCUUGCUGGUUUUCUGGGCCCACUUUCCUCUCUGAUGGAUUUUACUCUGGGAGGAUCCAGUGUGACCUUUGAUGACCCCCAAAAUUUAUGAUUUACAGUGAGUGUUCCAUUGGCCCCUCUUCCAUCUAGGCAUCCUUGCACUACAGAAAAGCCUUGGAGAAAAAUACUAGUGUUUUUGUUUAGAAGACCGACUUCAAUGAAGUGCUGGAUUGGGCUCCUGGGAGCCCUUGCUUAAAUUAUACUGCCAAAUGGAAAGGAGAGUGAAUUGCUAUCAAUGGAGCUAACUUUUUUUUUUUUUAAUUCCCAUGGAGAGUAUCUCCUCAGAUCCUUCUCGUCCCUCCCCAUCCCCCCCCCAAAAACGUAAAGUAACCUGUACCCCAUUUCAAAUCACACUGUUCUACACUAUCCGUGCAUUUGGUAUAUUUUUCAGGAACAAAAAUAUAAACAAUUCCAUCAAAUGCAUUUACUGGUAAAUUGUUCACCUAGUGGUGCUGCCCCUGUCUUGGUUAUAGCUAUUUUCAUGUAAACAGAAAAACAAAUGAAGUGGUCUUUCUGCCAUCCCCUCCCUGAGAAAUCCAACCUCUGGUAAAUGGGUUUAUCACAGGCUAACAGGGAUAUGAUUUGUAGGAGUAUUUUGUUAUUGUCCUGGCAGCAUUUCACUGGCUUAGGAUUACUUUUUGAAAUUCAACAGUUUGUUACUUAUGCAACACGAAUCAGUAAUCUGAAUCUACUACUGUUAUAGGGCCUGAUUCAAACCCUAUUAAAGUCAGUGGGAAGCUUUUGUUGACUUUAAUAGGGUUUGAAUCAGGCCCAUACUGUCUACUGAUUUAUCUGAGCCACAACACUACAUUAUUUCACAUUUAAUGUGAGCCUGUUUAAAAUGACACCAUCAUCUUAAAAAUGAGACUUCAGCCUACUAGCAUUACCAGUAACAUUUUGGAUUGUUACAAUUGAAAGAGAUUAGAGAAGAAAACAGAAUUGUUUGGCUUGUUUACUUUGUGCGUUUGACAACACUUUGUAUUUGCCAGUUUCUCCUGUUGUCUUUCACACACACAAAAAAAGACAUUUUUCAAACUCUAGAAAAAUAUGAUUGCAAAACCACAAAAAUUGGUAUGGGAAUUCCAGGACAAAAGUAACACCUAAAACUACUUUUAACUUGUUUUUAAAAAGAUGACUAAUUUUCAAGUUGAUGGUGUCAUUUAAUCUGUGUUUAGAACUAGAAUACUAUAUCUACAAACUGUGAAGUGGUCUGUAUCACUGGCUCCUGUUUGAGAUAACUUCCCCUAACUCUUUACCUCCACAUUCCUGAUGGUUCAAAAGACCGUUAAAGUGCUAGGAAUUUGAGUAAAACUCUGUGUGACUAAGACAAUUUUAGAAAUCUAAAAGCGGGAUUUAUUUACAGAGAGGUGACUUCUAAUGAAUGCCAUUUUUCCCUAGUGUUUUACAUAUUUCAAAGCUGUGGCCUAAAUAAUGUUGUGCUACUUAAAGAAUAUUGCUAAUUGUACAAGAAGCUAACAACUUCAGCCUCACGCAUAUCCUACAGCCUCUGGAAAUUGUCCCCACAUCAAUUACACACAGUUUCUUACUGAUUCUACAUUCCUCCUUAAUAUACCUCCUCUGGGCCCAAAUCUGAGGCUGCUUUUUGCCCUUAGCCUUUGUGUGGUAACUCCAUACAACCGUAGAAAUGAGCUGUGGACUGAUCUUAGGGAGAGCUGAGCUAGUUGUAAGUGGGACCCCAGGGUUCUGCUUCAUAAAUAAGCUCCUCAUUCCUCAGUACUCUUGCACAUUGUAGGCCCCUUUUUUCUCUCCCCAGCUGGAGACAGGGCCAGAAAGCCAGAGGUCACUUCACGUGAGCAGUGCCUGCCCUAAAGAUGUGUUCCACCAUACAAUUAUCAUUUAUAGAAGUUAGACUGGAAAGAGGUUGGAGAGCCAUGCCAGCACAUAAAUACCAGUUUAGGGAACCAACCUCUGCUCAGUCCCACACCGGAUUUGCAUUGGUCUCUGUAGUUGCAAAGCUAAUUUACUGCUGGGCUGUUUUAGCUACAUGGAUGUGAGCAGAGACACAAUUUGUCCCAUAAACAUUUAUAGACACUCUCCUGAGUUGUAAUUAGUGACUCAUGUGGAGUCAAAGAACACAAAAGGAAUUGUGGGAAGUUAUCUCAGUGUUUUUGGAACAAGUCAUUUAGAACUAAAUUCCCAAGCGUUCAUUCAUUUUUGGUGCCUCCUUUUUAAGUGCCCUAAAUUGACAGCACCCAAGGCUUAGUGUUCAGAGGUGCUGAGCACCCACAACUUCACUUGACCUCCAUGGAAGCUGUAGAUGCUCUGAAAAAUAGGCCGAAGGUGUCUCCCUCCAAUUGAGCACCAAAGCUAGUGGACAUUUUUUUUAAAAGUAAGCCUUAAUUUCCUGUGCCUCGGUCUUCCUCAUCUUUAAAAUGGGGGAAAUCUUUCUUUGCUUUGCAAAGCACUUAAAGACCUAUGGAUGAAAAGCAUUAUGUAAAUACUAAGGACUAGUAGUAUUUGUUGUUUAUGCCUGAGGCCAUUUAAUUAUUCAUGUAAACUGUAUCCCCAAAAUCAGCAUCACUAGAAAGACUUUCAAAGAUUGGCACAUCUAAGCUCCCAGGCCUCUGGGAAGAAAAUUGUUUUUGUGAGAUAUAUUGAAUGAACAUUUUCUCUUCAUAUAUAAUAUCAAUACUACCCAUGGUAUUGGAGUAUUCUUAUAUUAAAUGGGCUUUGCAGUUGAUUAAAUGCCUUAAGUUUGCUUCAACAUUUAAUCAACUGCAAAAGCUGUUUAUUGCUUGUAUACUCCAGCUCAGUAGAAUAAAAUUUAUUUUUGUAUACAGCCUUUCAUAUUCAGGUUAGUUACUAGUGUAGUGACUCUGUAGGCAAACAUCGCAGCUAUUCUAUAUUCAGCCGUUGCUCACAAUCCUCUUGGACGUUAGAACCUGUUUUAUUGAGAGAGAGAAAAUGCUGACAUCAUUACCAUGUUGACUAUUGACAUUAUUGCUUAAAUGUAAGCUGUGAAAUGUCUCAUGCCACAAUUAUGAUAAAUCUUUCGUUGGCAUUCCAUUUUGAAACAAAUGUGAAGCAACUGUGAAAAUAAAAGUAGGUAUUUGUUUUAAACCUAAGACCUUCUUUGACUCAUACUGUGCUUUUAGGAUUUUGAAUUAGAGUAUAAUUCGCUGUAGCAUAAUUUAGUAGGACAUACUUGGACAGUGCCAAAAGUGAAUGAAAAACAUUACUAGUUUCAGAUUAAUCACUGAUCAGUCGGUAUAAAUAUCUAUUCAGAAAUAAAACAAGUAUGUACAAACAAGCAAAUAAAAAUCUAGCUGUAUCUUAAAGCAUCAGAUCACAAGUAAGAAGUUGAGGCACAGUCCUGCAAGGUGCUGAGCACCCUCUACAUAUUUACCCAUUUUAAUAGGAGUAUAGGGUGUUCUGCAUCUCACAGGAUUGAACACUUGAUUUGAGGUAAAAUUGGCCUUAGCUUUUGCUAAAUAACUAAACCUAAACCAGGCAGCGAGAGUCCCUGCGGAACAGACUCAGAUCUACCUAGGCUGUAUCAAGAAUCUAGUCGCCUAACACUGGCUGUCCAGAGCUGGCAUCCCCUAGUAAGACCCCAUCCUCGGACUUUCCACCCAUGCCUAGCAAUGGCGCAACCUAGUAUUGUGGCCUUCUCAUAAGAGUGCCUCACAUACUCCAAUCCAUUGCAAAGAGCAAACCUCAUCUUGCACAUGUUAGUAGGGUCAAGCCCUGCUAAGAAGUAUGUGUGAGAGUUGAGGAGAUAGGGCAUUUCAUCUGGCUGCUCCUCUGGGUCCUGCUUUAUUAGAAAGACUGACUGGACAUAACCCCCAGCAAACUGGGUCAUAUUGACCAUGGCCAGUCCAAUUAGAUGCCUGCGUAAGUGACAGCCACUGGGUCAGACAGAAUCUGAGGGCAGUAAGCCUGCCCAGAACAGACCAUUUGGGUUCAGAGUGGGUGAGUGAAAGCUUAGGACCCACAUUCCCCCCGUGAACCAUGUCAGUCCACAGUCUUUGGGCUUGAAGUGGACACACCCACAUGAUUAACUCAGACAUGUUCUAGUUGGCUUUAGCCAGUCAUGAAGCCACCCAGGAAUGCUAGAGUUCCAUGAUUGCUGCAUGGGACAGGGAGCAGCGCAAAGCUGUAAUCCCAUCAAACGUUUUUGGUGAGAACCUAAACCAUAAAACCAGACCUUGAGUAGCGUUCAGUGUCACCAGAGCCCUAAGAUGGAUAUAUGGUCGUAUAUGUACAGACUGUUUCAUUGCAUACAAUGUGGAAUUGCCAUUAAUCCUUCUUUUAAAAAGUCAUGGUUUUUUUGCUCUUUUUUACCCUGUUCAUUACCUCCCUGAAAGGCCUUGCAAUGUCAUGACCAUCCCUCCCACAGGCCUAGUAGGGGUAGAUAGGACUCCUUACGUAUGUCAGGCCGGGAGGUAUUCAGGUGCCACUCAAGCCACUGGAAUCGCAAUGUUGCUCCCCUUUGUGGUAGAAAGGUGCACUGCCCAAUCCUUUUAAAAAGUGAAACUGCUGAUCAGCAACAGCUUCUUGCAGGAACACCCUGCCCAUGGUUGUGCCAGCUGCCAAAACUCACUCUCCCAUGCCCCAGCAGUUCAUCUUUUUAAAUAUAAAAUUAAAGUUCAGUUCCAGUGCAGCGACUUGUGGGAGCUGCUGGAAGACUCCGUCUGACUUUUAAAGUUAACAUUUUUUUAACUAGUGAACUCCUCAUGAACCAAUGUGAACACUAAAAUGUGAGCCUUAUUGUUAUGUAUAGGUAGUAUGUGCUCUUUCCUGUUCGGUACUUAGCAACCUUGUAAGCAAUUGUACAGUCCUGUUUGAAAGGAUUAGAAUGCUUCCCUGUAUGAUUAUUGAGUAGUUAUGUGUAAUUGUUUGCAAAUUAGAUUUGGCUGCAUUGCCAUGUCUCUAGCAAUGUGCUUUAAUGUACUAAAAACCACAUAAGAAAUGUGCAUUAGUUUACUUUUUUAAGCGAUAUUGUAUUACACUACUCUCAGAAUUGUUAUUUUUUAUGAGUAAUCACUGAACUUUGUACUUCAUUUGUAGGGGUAGAAAUGAUGUUUUAUUUCAUUAUUACUGAAUAUUUGGAUGUUUAAAAGAUUGUCAAUUGGUCUUAAUUCCAUAAACUGACAUGUUGUAAAUACAUGCACAAAGUUCAGAUUCUCCUUUAAUAGUUAAUGUCCAUCAUUAAGGCUUUUAGACUGAAUAAGGUACAUCUGUGAAUUUCUGAGCAAGAAAAGUGAAACUUCAUGUACUUUACUAAUCUGACCUUUUAUGUGAAUUUUGUAUUUCAAAAGAUACAAUAAAAUUGAAUGUAUCUAUUCGCAUA